CUUAACGCUUCGUUCGAAAGCAAUUCUUAACUCUAGUGCAGCUGGUGCGGUCUUGGACGGUCUAAUAAGUCUAUCAGUUUGAUUACCAUGAAAGCCAUCUCUACAGCAAUCGCCACCUUACUGGCGUUGGCUCACCAAUGUUGUGCCAAUUUAGAUAUCAUUACCCUCAAUACUAAGGGAGACGCAUGGAUUCAGGAAGCCAGGGCUACCUUAGUUCUAGGAAAAGUCCCCAACCCAAUGGCAGGGGACGUUGCCUUAUGGAGCGCCAUCAUGAUGGAUAAGAGAGACUUCCUCCAAGGGGUUACUGAGAAUGCACUCAAUAGCCCAUACUGCAACAACCUUGGGAGUAACUGGUGUAACUUUGCGUAUACUCUCGUAGGCUCCCAAGUUGCCAAGAACGGCGCACCAGUCAGCGCUGCGCCCGGAUCUCGAAUCAAGACGCAUUACAAGCUGAACCCUGAUACGAACCAAUGGGAUCAGAAUCUCUACGUGAAUGAUAAGCUGCUCUCUAGCAUCUCGACAAGCCAGGGGCAGCAUGGAGUGAUAUUCUACGUCUCUAUUGAAUGCGCGGCGGGUACUUGUUCUCCUGCUCCAGCACAUGCCUGGGAGGAUAUUUCUAUCACGCUGAAUAAGGCAGACCCAAGUUUCAAGCAUACCGGUGCUUGGCAAUACAAGGCAACUGGAGGAGAAAUGUCAACCCCAGACAAUGGCAAGACUUGGAAUUUCACCACGGUUCAUAUCCCCGAUACAGCAAUUACGGGAUGAUUUAAUCACCCCGUAUCCCGGUAAGAAUGAGUUAUUCAUGGAUCUUUAUUAAUCAUUCUACACGCGGGUUCGACGUGUUUCAAGCUUGCGAUUUCGUUGUGUUGUGUUUAUGUUAGUAGGACAAUGGCUUGCGGGGUUAAUCGCGGUUCGGUUUCGAUUUUGGUGAUAAUGUCUGCGUUGAAAAGAAGGACAGAAUAAUGUUUGUUAUAAUCUCCGGAAAAUACUACUUAGGUCAGUCAUUUCAGCCAACACUGCAUAUACAUAAGACGAUGGUCCCUCGGAUUCCACUAUGGCUCUAUUCAAGUAUGUGAGAAACCGCAGGCCUUUCAAAGACUUUGGUUGGAUGUAUCUUUUCGCAA
Hypoxylon trugodes is the source of this 1124-nucleotide messenger RNA. RefSeq lists its product as uncharacterized. Bases 88 to 765 code for a protein of 225 amino acids. NCBI's taxonomy places the organism in Eukaryota, Fungi, Ascomycota, Sordariomycetes, Xylariales, Hypoxylaceae. The transcript has 6 exons. The record is from RefSeq and is a predicted model, not a curated record.